Austrofundulus limnaeus is the source of this 605-nucleotide messenger RNA. RefSeq lists its product as uncharacterized. The record is from RefSeq and is a predicted model, not a curated record. NCBI's taxonomy places the organism in Eukaryota, Metazoa, Chordata, Actinopteri, Cyprinodontiformes, Rivulidae.
CUCAGGUUCUUCUGUCAGGAGGUGCAGCAAAAAGCAGAACCAUGUGAUUCUCAGGAUCCGCUUCCUACAGGACCCUCACAUAAAGAUGCUCUCUACUCCUGUGUUUAAAAAAUAUCCGAUCCAGAACCUUCAGUGUCCUCGAGGUCUAAAGGAGGAGGACUUCCUGGACCUCCUGAGGUCCACCUUCCCCCUGUUGGCUCACCGUGAAACUUUUGAGCUCUUUGUAACRUCUACAAGCAGAAAACUUGAGCCUCUGAAAGUUAAACCUCUGACUCCAGAGGAGAUCUGCAGGASCAUAAMAUCCAGCGGGAACUCAGCGCUCUACAUCCAGCUGAAGAAAGGAAACUGCAAAAAGACUGAAGACCCUCAUGGUUCACCUGGAACCACAGAUCCUCAUGGUUCACCUGGAACCACAGAUCCUCAUGGUUCACCUGGAACCACAGAUCCUCUUGGUUCACCUGGAACCACAGAGCCUCCAGCACCUAAAUCUGAGCUUCAAACCAGCUCAAUUUCUUCUGUCAGGAGGUCCAGCAAAAAUCGGAGCCAUUUGAGUCUCAGGGUCCGCUUUCUGGAGGACCCUCACAUAAAGAUGCUGUCUACUCCUG